AUGGAUCAGGAUGAGCUUCACAUGAACGUGAGAGACGAUAACGUAAGUGAAGAAACAAAAAAACUCAUCUCUUCACUUCAAACAGACAAAGAUUCUAAAGGGAAGAUCUGCAAGUACCAAGGAUGUUGGUAUUACUACAACACUCUCCAAGGAGUCAUCAAUUUUCAAAAACAUUUCCAGCCGGAAGACACAGAUAUAGUUCUCGCUUCUUUCCCAAAAUCGGGCACAACUUGGCUCAAGGCACUCUCGAUCGCACUCCUGGAGAGAUCUAAACACGAUGAUCCUCUCACUCAUCCUUUCCUGUCCGAUAAUCCUCAUGGCAUAGUACCAUUCUUCGAGAUCGAUAUGUAUCUCAAAAGCUCAACACCGGACCUGACCAAGUUCUCAACAUCAUCUCCGAGGCUGUUUUCGACUCACAUGCCUUUGCACACCGUGAAAGAGGGCCUCAAGGGAUCUCCAUGCAAGAUUGUGUACCUGUGCAGGAACGCAAAGGACUCGUUGAUAUCGCGUUGGUACUUCAGGGGCAAGUACCAAAACAAGGAGGUGACUAGAAGCAUUCUCGAGUCAAUGUUCGAGUCUUUCUGCAGCGGAGCUUGCUUCUAUGGUCCCAUUUGGGAUCAUGCCCUCAGCUAUUGGAGAGGUAGCUUGGAAAACCCUAAUCAUGUCCUUUUCAUGAGGUACGAGGAACUGAAAACAGAGCCUUGUCCUCAGCUGAAGAGGCUUGCCGAGUUCUUGGGUUGUCCUUUCACCAAGGAAGAAGAAGAUGGCGGAUUGGUUGACAAGAUCUUGGACCUGUGUUCUCUCGGUAAUUUGAGCGGUUUGGAGGUCAACAAAACCGGAAAGAAUUGGAUGAACAUGGAUUACAGUAACUUUUUCCGCAAAGGAGAAGUUGGUGACUGGAAGAAUUAUCUAACUCCCGAAAUGGAGAAGAAACUCGACAUGAUCAUUGAGGAUAAAUUAAAAGGUUCGGGUUUGAGGUUCUAG
Messenger RNA from Microthlaspi erraticum, 984 nucleotides. The record is from the annotation of a GenBank genome assembly. NCBI's taxonomy places the organism in Eukaryota, Viridiplantae, Streptophyta, Magnoliopsida, Brassicales, Brassicaceae.